This is a messenger RNA of Geodia barretti, 1379 nucleotides long. Lineage: Eukaryota; Metazoa; Porifera; Demospongiae; Tetractinellida; Geodiidae. The record is from the annotation of a GenBank genome assembly.
GCUACGAGUUGGUGAAGGGAACUGAUAUACACUGUGCGACAGGCUGACAUGCCUUUCUUUGGCAGCGAUUGGCGAGCACCCGGUAACAAAUGGAUCCGUACAGAAUUUGGCUGGAAACGUUUAUCUGAAAUACACUCCACGCUUCAGCGACAAAUCGGUAAAGCUGCGAAACGGAGCGUAUCUGUGUUGCGCAGUCGAAGUGGGAGCCCGGGAAAUACCACUUGCAACUCAUCGCGGGGAAGUUCGAGGGCUAGCAGUCCUGACAAAGGAAAAGGAAACCAUUGUAAACUAACGUCCGGUAACAGAGCUGGGACUGUGACUUUUGAUGAACGGAGAUGGAGGCGACAUCGGCUUUGUCUCGCACAGCGAUGCAUUUCUGCGAGAGGUAGUUCCAGAGAGAGUAACCAGUAUGCCACCAUAAGUGAUGCAAUUAGUAAACUUAACUUCAGUCAAGCCCUUCUGGACGCUAACUGUUACCCUUUCAUAUGCAAGGUAUAAUGGUAUAGUAAAGUUUGUGAGUAACAAGCAGAGAUGUUAACAGGUGAUAGAGAGAUUAUACGAGGACCGUUACUGGACGCUAAGUGGAAGCAUGCAAACAACGUUACUGAGACUCACCAGUGCAGCAAAGGACAUUGCAAUUGAGAGCAGACAACAAACUGGGUAUAUCCUGAGUUUGAUAGAGAAACAGAUAUUUGCACUUGAGAAAGGUCGUGAAAAGAUGAUGACAGGAUUCACAGUCUCAAGGUUGGAUGCAAAGAUCAAGAGUAUUCUAACCUCCAGAGCACAGCUAGUGGGAGAGCUCCAGAAAGCUAAGUGUGUCAAGGUCCCCUAUCUGCCUGACGACUGCUGGAGGCUUAUUAUUGGCUUCCUGGAUCAGCCACAAGAUGUGCUAAGUCUUGGCUGUGUAAAUAGCACCCUCCAUUCCCUGACGUCAGAAUGCCCAGUAUGGAGGUCACUCGCUGAGUACCACUAUGGAAGACCUGAUCCUGUGGUAUAUCAACAUGAAACUAAAGCUCUGGAGAUAUUCAAGGAAGUAUACUUGUCAAAGAAGAAGGAAUUGAAAACAAAUGUUUCUUAUGCUUUCGUUUUAUGUAAAGUGUGUGACUGUGUUUACUGGAGAGAUUAUGGUCAUCCUUGCACCACCCCGAUCACAAACUCACCACAACCUCUCACGGCCAUUGGGAGUUUCCAGAACGUCUGUACAGGACUUACUUCACAGCAAUUUCUUGAUUUGUUUCAGUGCUGAGUUGUGUAUGUGUGUGUGUACCCUACUGUGCGCAUGCGCACUGUCGUUUUUGUCACCGGGGGGCCGGGGGGCCGGGCGGCCACUACGCAACGGCGCCGGCGGCAUCAGUAGGCAGGGAUAUUUCACCCACAGA